Oryzias melastigma (Indian medaka) is the source of this 5688-nucleotide messenger RNA. RefSeq names its product nuclear factor, erythroid 2-like 1b (gene nfe2l1b). Gene Ontology annotation, biological process: regulation of transcription by RNA polymerase II. Gene Ontology annotation, cellular component: nucleus. The record is from RefSeq and is a predicted model, not a curated record. The transcript is spliced from 6 exons. The coding region runs from base 804 to 3212 and encodes 802 amino acids. Lineage: Eukaryota; Metazoa; Chordata; Actinopteri; Beloniformes; Adrianichthyidae. Gene Ontology annotation, molecular function: RNA polymerase II cis-regulatory region sequence-specific DNA binding; DNA-binding transcription factor activity, RNA polymerase II-specific.
CUAAGGAGAUUGUGUGAUUGCAGCUGUAGCGGAAGUAAAAUAGUAAAUAUUAGCAGAUGCACCUGUCACUUUGAGGGGGAUAAACUUAGAAGUGGGCUAACUAUAUCACGCUAAGACACAUCUUAUCGAAGAGACGUUAUACCUUGGUUAUAGUUUUAUAAUAGCGAUAGCCGGCCCGCAAAAGAUAAGGUUGCUAACAGCUAUCGUCAUAAGGACAAAGGUAGGCGCAGCUGUGCGGGAGGAGGGAGGAACCCUGCCCGUCACCUAACGCUGCCGUUGGUUCGUGCGUGAGCUAGUCCAGUGAGCUUUCUUGACUCCCAUUCACCUUCAGCGGGAUCCGCUAGAAGUAGUUGCUCGGUCAAGGGUGGGGUUAUGCCUAAACUCCCGGCUCCAUCACUGUCUGCUUGAAUAUUCGAGAAUGAAAAAGCGUUAAGCGAUGCGAACCAACAUCACUUUUCCAGUCUUGGGAGGAUGAAGUGGUUGCAUUUGGCUAGCAAGUCAUGUUUUCUCCUGUAAAAUGUUCUCAGUAGAUUUGUGGGAGUGAAAAGAUGAAAGUCUUUUGAAGAACAACCCACAGAGACAUGAUUCUAAGAAGUGGAAACCUCAGCUUGGAUUCGAACACCUUUUAGGCAUAAAUAACCUUUUUUUUUAUUUUAAACACCUUGCCCCCCACUUCUUCCCACGUCUAUGUUCAUGUAUCUUUUUUGCUAUCCUUGUAUUAGCACAGAGUCAUUGAGCAAGCAGAAUUGGUCCAGUUUUUGUUUUUAUUUUUUUACUUUCAUUUUUUGUUCCUUUGAAAAGAAAUGCUUUACCUGAAAAAGUACUUCACAGAGGGCCUGAUUCAGUUCACCAUCCUUUUGAGUCUCAUUGGGGUGAGGGUGGACGUUGACACUUAUUUAAGUAAUCAGUUGCCCCCACUAAGGGAGAUCAUCCUGGGGCCUAGCUCAGCUUACACACAGACACAGUUUCACAACCUGCGCAACACCCUGGACGGCUAUGGGAUCCAUCCAAAGAGUGUGGACCUCGACCAUUUCUUCACGACUCGACGGCUGCUAAACCAGGUGCGCCAGCUGGACCGCCUCUCUGUCCCCAGCACAGAACUCAACACCUGGCUAGUGCAUCGAGAGACCGAGACAGUGGUGUCCACCAGCAGCCAGUCCAGCCCCAGCAUAACCCUGGACAAUGGGGCCGGCCUAGAGGACAUUAACAACAUCGACUCGACCCCGGCCAUGAGAGGAGGAGCUGCAGCCCCUGAAUCCACAUACAACUUGAAUGCAGCGGACAGCAGUCUGGGAGCCGUGGCCCCAGAGGGCAAUCAGGAGCAGGGCAACGCGAAUGGCAAUGAUGACCUUACCAAAGAGGACAUUGACUUGAUUGACAUCUUAUGGCGGCAGGACAUUGACCUUGGUGCAGGAAGAGAAGUGUUCAACUACAGCAAUCGUCAGAAGGAGAGCGAGGAGAAGCCCGGCCUGCUGGAAAGCAAAGACAGGAGUGAGGAACAGGAGAGCUGGAGGAAUGGCAUAAACUUACAGGGUUCUCCGCCCGUGGAUGGGGAGACGGGAGAGAGUAUUCCAGAGCAGCUGCCAGCCAUUGGCUCACAGACUUCACUGUCAUUGCAAGAGUGCUUGAGGCUUCUGGAGGCCACUUUUCCUUUUGGAGAAGAAGCUGAGUUUCCAGCCCCGGGUGUUACCCAAGAAAUAUCUGUUUCCAAUGAAGAAGCUCCUUCCACAUCUCAAAGCUUGCCCCUGGGGUCUCAGCUGCCCGGAGCCGAGCCGCAGUUAGACCUGGAGCAGCAAUGGCAAGACAUCAUGGCCAUCAUGGAGCUGCAGGCGAUGGAGGUUAACAACACCGAUCUACAGACUAACUUCAGCGGUGCCAGUGCACCAAAUGGGACUACAGAAUCGAACACUGUUGCAAACUUUGGGCUUGCCACCCGCUCCACCCCCAUCAACGAAGACGUCAGCCUUCACCAGGCCUCCAUCCCCAGCUGCAGCCAGGACUUUCCCCAGAUCUUCAACACACAGCUGGAAUCUACGAGCAUCCCUCCACCCAGAGCCAGCAUGCCCAGACUUUCCUCCAGCAACUCCUCCAACAUCAACUCCACUUUUGGAGCCACCAAUCUGACCGGGAUUUUCCUUCCACCGCCCAUAAACGGCUCAAGCAGCAACGUCACAUCUACACCCACCCUACCUGAUCCAUUCGCCACCUUGCUGGAGGAGUCUAUGCUUGAUGAAAUCAGCCUUCUGGACCUCGCCAUGGAGGAGGGCUUCAGCCAGGCUCAAGCAUCGCAGCUGGAAGACGAACUUGACUCUGAUUCUGGUCUUUCCCUGGACUCCAGCCACAGCCCUGCAUCUCCAAGCAGCUCUGAGACAUCCUGCUCCUCUGCGGCUUCUUCAUCUUCAACUUCUGCCACCUUUUCAGAGGAAGGAGCCGUUGGCUACAGCACCGACUCCGAGGUGGCCACCGCAGAGACGGAGGAGGGUGCUGUCGGGGGGUACCAGUCUGAGUAUAGCAAGCUGUGUCGCAUGAGCUACCAGGACCUCUCCCAGUUCCACGGCCUUCCCCAACUGGACAGCAUCAGCCACAAUCAUACGUACAACCUACCGCUCUCUUCUCCAUUCUCUGAGCACCCGGAGCUCCCUUUGACAGCAGGAAAGAAGACCAUCCGCGACAAACACAGCUCCAAGCUUCAGCCUCCUCAGGACCUACUGGACAAGCACUCCAGCCGCGACGAGCGCAGAGCCCGGACCAUGAAAAUCCCCUUCUCCAAUGAGAAGAUCAUCAACCUUCCAGUUGAUGAAUUCAACGAGCUUCUGGCCAAGCACCAUCUGAACGAAGCCCAGCUCGCCCUCAUCCGCGACAUCCGCAGACGCGGCAAGAACAAGAUGGCCGCCCAGAACUGUCGCAAGCGCAAGCUGGAUGCCAUCAUCAGCCUGGAGCAGGGCGUCCAAGACCUGAGGCGCGACAAGGCCCGCCUGCUGAAAGAGAAGAUGGAGUUCAUCCGCUCCAUCCGGCAGAUGAAACACAAGAUGCAAAGCCUGUACCAGGAGGUGUUCAGUCAGCUGCGGGACGAGGAGGGCCGGCCCUAUCCUCCCAGCCAGUACUCCCUGCAGUACAGUGCUGACGGCAGCGUGCUGAUCAUGCCCCGCAGCGUGACCGCCGCAGAGCAGAACCGUAAGCCCGAGAAAAAACAGAAGGACAAAAAAAAGUGAGGCGGGACGAACUGCCGUUUAUUCGAUCACUUUGCUAAAUCGGUAAGACUUCAGCAGAUGCAAGAGAGAUGUCCUUUUGUUCCUUUAAGAAUAUUCUGGUGAGUAGGAACAUGGCGUUGACUACUCCUCCUGCUUUAGUUUUCUCUUUUCACUCUGUUCUGCAGUUUUUUUCCUGGAAACAAUUUUGAAGCAGAACUAGCUCUUUGUUUGAGUAACAAUGUUUCAUUAUUUAGAAGGGAGAUAUAAAAAGGACUUAAAAUGAGCUAUUUAGGAGAAAAAAAAUGCUGUUGAUCCUUUUGCACCAUUCUGAGGGUAAAGAGAAGGGUCGGAGGUGGAGAAGUGGAGGUGAAUGGACGAUGGCUGUAGCACCUAUGCACUGGAGGUUUAAAGGACUGUCGGAUCUCAGCCCACCGUGAAGACGCUCGGUGAUUUUUCACAGUCGCUGAAGCUUUAAGUUGCAAACAUGGAGUCAAAGAACAGCACCUGCAGUUGUGAGAGUUUCAAUACCAAAGGCUAAAGGAGGUCCAUCAUUUUAGAAUGCCAUUAACACCCAUACUAACCAAAGGUUGUAUGGUGCACAUGAUCUCUGUCCAUUCUAAAGGAUCAAACGCUACUGCACUCUUAUUUUGUGCUGGUUUUUGAGUCGGUUUAUUGGCAGCGUCCAAGUUUAAAGACCUUAGAUGAAUGGGGAAGUUGAAUGAAAGGAGUCGGAGGCUGACGGUUGCUGGCCGCUGCUAAAAGAGGCCAGAAGGUGGAGUCCCUCAAGGCAAACUGGGAGAGGUUUUCGAGAGGAGGCGCACUGCAUUGCAAAAUGUAUCAACUUCCUUAUAAAUUAUACAUAGCACUGUAAUUUGUCUUUGAGAGGCUUGGCUGUAUGCAUUCUGCCGUGUCUGUUGCUUUCCCUUUGCUGCAGGUUUAAAUAUGGGAACUGCCUUUGGGAGGUUCUUAUUAACUUUUUAUAAUCUGUAGUAAAACAAGGUUAUGGGUCUAGCCACAUCAGCUUUAUGUACAAGAAUGCACCUUUUUCUGUUGAUUUGAAGAGGAAAUAAAAAACUUGCACAGAGCCUGUAAUCACAAGAAUAUUUGAACGUGCUGUGAUGAGCCCAGCGCUCCACAGAGGUCUUUAUUAUUUACAUGGAAUUCAGCUAUAACUGAUAUGUUAGUUUGUUAUUGGGAGUCUAAUUUAAAGAGGAGAGUUCAGUUUGAUGCAGGUUAUUCUUUGAAAUACUUUGGUCAAAGAUGAUAUGCUCACAAGUUUUCACACCCUGGAAGAAAUAGUUAAAAUUUGACUUGAAUCUUUAAAAAGAAAAAAAUGACAUCACUCACUGUGGUUAAAGUCAAAUGUACUGUAUUGAUAAAGCGAAAAGUUCUGUUUAUGUCUUUGUGCUUUGAGACUGAAGGGAAGUCGCACAGAUGCCGGCAUUAAAGUUGAAUGAACUUUUCCUUCCAACAAUCCCGGCUGUUUUGGACAAAGCAGUGCCAGAAAGCAACAGUUUUACGCCUUCGGUUAUUUCUGGAGUAUUGUCUGAAUUUUGUCAAAUGGAACUCUAGAAAUACUUCCUGCUGUAAUUUUCUCAAUUCUAUGAAAAAUGUACAUAGUAAAUUCCCGGCAUGAGCAGAUGAAGUUUGAGGCUAAAAGCAUGCUCCAAGGAUGCAGAUGGGCUCCGUUUACUCUGAUUACACUUUUCAUGUGACCUAAUAUUUAUAUGAAAGUAGAAACUUUAUUCAUCCAGGGUGUGUAAACUCCUGAACAUAACUGGAUUUGCCAGCUUUAGACACUUUCAAACUGAUGAAGCUUUUGUCUUGAAUAUUAGAGGUCCUGCAUUUGCUUUUCUUUUCUGAGGUGUGUUGAUAAAGUGAGCCACAUUUUUAAACACGAUAAGUUAUGAGAACAUGAGAAGUGACUGUGUGUGUGCGUGAGUGUUGGGCCACUUUGAAUGCCUUCAUUUAAUAAUCUUAUUAGCGUCCCUUUUAGGGUUUUAAGAUCCAACGAGGAACGUUCUUAAAGUAGAAGUGCUAUUACUUGUCUAUUUGAAUGAAGUCAGUCGGUGAGUGUGUUUAUGUCAUCACCUUUUUUUUUAAGUCUCCUUGCAGCUCAGAUAGUCUAGAAUAUUUAGAAGCUGAACAGAACUUGCAAAUCCAAGAUGUCCAAAAAAAGAAAAAAACUGUCUUUGAAAGGAGAAAUGUCUUCAUUAAAUGUGAUAUUCAGGCAUGAAACUCUGGUUAACAUUCACUUCAGUGUAACUCAGUGCAAAGCCAAUUAAGAAGUACUGCUACUAUUUAGUGCACUUUCCUUUUGUCUGUCCUGUUAUGUAAAUAUUUUCAUGUCUAUGAUUUCAUGCAGUCCGUCGAGUGUCCAUAACAAGUCUCCUCCUAUGCUUUGAAUUUGGAUGUAGUUCCUGUUUUAAGGUAUUUGUUGGCAAUCAAGAAUUGUUUUUAUUGAUUAAUAAUAAAGUGUUUUUAUUUUCACCUGUGA